Messenger RNA from Tetrahymena thermophila SB210, 984 nucleotides. Its product is annotated as antiviral radical SAM protein viperin protein. The transcript has a single exon. Gene Ontology annotation, biological process: defense response to virus. NCBI's taxonomy places the organism in Eukaryota, Ciliophora, Oligohymenophorea, Hymenostomatida, Tetrahymenidae. The record is from RefSeq and is a predicted model, not a curated record. Gene Ontology annotation, molecular function: catalytic activity; 4 iron, 4 sulfur cluster binding. Gene Ontology annotation, cellular component: endoplasmic reticulum membrane; lipid droplet.
AUGAUAGGAACAUAUAAUCUAACAGCAAUCUUUUGCUGUAUUACUGCUAUUUCUUUAACUUUAAUUGCUUUGAUUAAGAUUGCAUAGGCUAAGUUUUUUUUAAAAAAAGACAAACUGUUUAGGGAAAGUAUUAACUACCACUUUACUAGAUAGUGUAACUAUGCUUGUAAAUUUUGUUUUCACACAGCUAAAACUUCUUUUGUCUUAGAUGAAGAAAAUGCAAAAAAAGGAUUGAAAAUGCUUAAAGAAUCUGGUAUGAAGAAAAUUAACUUUUCUGGAGGAGAGCCCUUCACCAAACCAAUAUUUUUAGGAAAUCUAGUUUAGUAUUGUAAAGAAUAGCUCAAUUUAGAAAGUGUUACAAUAGUUUCUAACGGAAGUUUGAUAACCGAAGAAUGGUUUAAAAACUUUGGCAAAUGGUUAGAUAUAAUAGCUAUUUCUUGUGAUAGCUUUGAUGAAUAGGCUUUAGCUGAUAUCGGAAGAAGGGCAAAUAAAAAAACUCAUAUUGAUUAAAUGUAUAAAAUACGAGAUUGGUGUUAUAAAUACGAUGUAUUAUUUAAGAUAAACACUGUUGUGACUUCAAGAUAAUAUAACGAAGAUAUGAAUAUCUAUAUUUAACAGCUAAAUCCUUACAGAUGGAAAGUUUUCUAAUGUCUUCUAAUUGAUGGUGAAAAUGCUGGUGCCAAUGCUUUGAGGAAUGCAGAAUAAAUGGUCGUUUCAAAAGAAUAAUUUGAUUAAUUUAUAUCCAGACACAAGGCAAGCAAUCCUGUUGCUGAAAAUAAUGAAGAUAUGAAGGACAGUUAUCUAAUCUUAGAUGAAUAAAUGAGAUUUUUAAAUUGCUAAAAUGGAAAAAAAGAGCCUUCUCUUUCCAUUUUAGAUGUUGGUGUUGAAGCAGCAUUAGAUAAAUCUGGUUUUGACCAUAAAGCUUUUAUAAGAAGAGGUGGAAAGUAUGUCUGGUCUAAACAUAAAAAUGAACUAGAAUGGUGA